Messenger RNA from Lasiosphaeria miniovina, 840 nucleotides. RefSeq lists its product as uncharacterized. The transcript is spliced from 2 exons. The record is from RefSeq and is a predicted model, not a curated record. Gene Ontology annotation, molecular function: RNA binding. The coding region runs from base 1 to 840 and encodes 279 amino acids. NCBI's taxonomy places the organism in Eukaryota, Fungi, Ascomycota, Sordariomycetes, Sordariales, Lasiosphaeriaceae. Gene Ontology annotation, cellular component: nucleoplasm.
AUGGCUACAACCGUCUACGUUAAGAACAUCGCGGCGCAGACUGACGAUAAGGAGGUUAAGGACUUCUUUAGCUUCUGUGGCAAGAUCACCAGCCUAGACGUGACAAGCGAGGGCGGCAGCAAGAGCGCGACGGUGACAUUUGAGAAGCCGACGGCGGCCAAGACGGCGCUGUUGCUCAACAACACCAAGCUGGGCGACCAGGAGAUCCACGUGUCGGGGAGCGAGGACGGCGAGGACGAGACGUCAUCGGCUUCCAAGGACAACGCGGACCGCGACACGGACGAGCUCACGCAGGAAGAGAAGCCGCGCACGCGCAUCUUGGCCGAGUACCUAGCGCACGGGUACCUAGUGGCGGACACAGGCCUGCAGACAGCCAUCUCGCUCGACGAGAAGCACGGCGUGUCGCAGAAGUUCCUCGGCACGCUGCAGAACCUCGACUCCAAGUACCACGCCACAGACCGGGCGCGCGCCGCCGACCAGGGCUACGGCAUCACGACGCGCGCCAACUCACUGCUGACGGGCCUGGGGUCCUACUUUGAGAAGGCGGCCCACACGCCCACAGGCAAACGCAUCGUCGACUUCUACACGGCCGGCACCCGCCAGGUUGCCGACAUUCACAACGAGGCCAAGCGCCUCGCCGACCUCAAGAAGCAGGAGGCCGGCGGCAGCGCCUACAAGGCCGCCGGCCUUGAGCGCGUCUUUGGCAAGGAGAAGCCCGCGUCCCCCGACGGCUCCGCUGCUUCCGGCGCUGCCCCUGCCGAUGCCGCUGCCACCGAGUCGGCACAGCAGCCGAUCGCGCCCUCUGGGUUCGGCGCGCCCACCCAGCUGCCCAAGGUCUAA